AUGGCUUCCAACAAUACACGACAAUCUCGUGUGAUAAAGACAUCGAAAAAGCGCGGCAGAGCCGUGACAUCGAACGUUCUAGCCAUGUUCAACCGGCCUCAAAUAGCCGAAUUCAAGGAAGCGUUUAAUAUGAUUGAUACAGACGGUGACGGCUUCAUCGGUAAGGAUGAUCUACUGCGCAUGCUGCUAACGCUGGGCCAAAAUCCAUCUGAGGAGUACGUAGCGGGCAUGCUGGACGAGGCAAAGGCUGAAAUAAACUUCACCAUGUUCCUGUCGAUGUUUGGCCACCGGCUGCAGGGAGCCUGCUGUACCGAUCCAGAGAAGACGAUUAUAAAUGCUUUCAGCUGCUUCGACCAUGAAAACACAGGCGUUCUGAAGGUUGAGUAUCUACGCGAGAUGCUGACGACGAUGGGAGAUUGCCUUACCGACGACGAAGUGGACGAGCUGCUAAGCGAUAUGCCAGUCAAGGAUGGCCUGAUCGAUUACAGAGAAAUCACACGUGUCUUAAAAAAAGGGAACUCAAAGGAGAAGAAGGAUGAAGUUCCACAACAUUAG
Messenger RNA from Anopheles coustani, 555 nucleotides. RefSeq names its product myosin regulatory light chain sqh-like. Gene Ontology annotation, molecular function: myosin heavy chain binding; calcium ion binding. The record is from RefSeq and is a predicted model, not a curated record. Gene Ontology annotation, cellular component: myosin II complex; cytoplasm. NCBI's taxonomy places the organism in Eukaryota, Metazoa, Arthropoda, Insecta, Diptera, Culicidae. Gene Ontology annotation, biological process: post-embryonic development; locomotion. The coding region runs from base 1 to 555 and encodes 184 amino acids. The transcript has a single exon.